AAAAAAUAUAAGCCAUUUUAAACGGAAAAUUAAAAUGUUGGCCUAAAUGAUUUUUUCGAUUUUGCGCAUAUUACACGAUUCUUACAAAUUUUACGAUUCAUGGCGAAUGAAUCUAAUUUGAUGGAAAAAAUAAGGCCUCAUAGAUUUCUUUGGUGUAAUAGCGACCUCAAAUAUAGGGACACUGCAGCAAGUAAAAUAAAAUGGGAAGAGAUAGGGAAGAUAUAUGAAUUAAACUAUGAGCAAAUAAAAAAAAAGUUCACAGCUAUAAAGUCAAAAUUUAAUAAAUUUUAUUCCCUUUCAAAAAAAUCAGGUUCUGGUGCUGCUAUGAUAAGCAGUAGGCACUUGAAAUUUAUAGAAGAUUAUUUUUGGCUAAAAGAUAAUGUGGAAGAUAUUUGUAAGAAUGCAGAGGCAAGUUUUAGUUUGGAUCAAAUAUCUUCACAUGAUUAUGAACAAAAUAUCCAAGAUGUGGUGAAUGUACAAACAUCAUCACAGGAUUAUGAACAAAAUAUCCAAGAUGUGGUGAAUGUACAAACAUCAUCACAGGAUUACGAGUUAAAUACACAUGAUCUUUUAACUGAUAUUGUUAAUCCUACUGAUAUAUAUGAGAAAGAAAUUUUAGAGUUAGACAAUUCUUUUAAUAAAGAAAAUAUUAAUCCAUGUAGCUCAAAGAGGAAGAAUUUAGAUACUCCUAAAUCUAAAGCUAAAAAAUCUAAGAAGUAUGAAGAUGAAAAAAUGGAGAUAUUUAGGGGUUUUGCUGCCAAACAUACAUCCCAAGGAGAUGAUCCCCAUAAUAUUAUGGGUUUUUUCAAAUCAUAUCAAGCUCAAUUUAAUAUUAUGACUGAUAAAGAAAUUUUUGAUUUUAAAUUAAAAUUUAUAACAACAAUGUUAGUUUAGUUUAUACUGUAUUUUUUUAAUUAAUUUAUACAUUUUUAUAUCUUAA
Gordionus sp. m RMFG-2023 is the source of this 940-nucleotide messenger RNA. RefSeq lists its product as uncharacterized. The coding region runs from base 100 to 894 and encodes 264 amino acids. Lineage: Eukaryota; Metazoa; Nematomorpha; Gordioida; Chordodea; Parachordodidae. The record is from RefSeq and is a predicted model, not a curated record. The transcript has 8 exons.